GUGACUUUCGCAUGCAACUAUUUUGUUUUUAGCGUCGUAUAUGCGUUUCUCAGAUGGAUACUGAAUCGAUAUCAAGUAGUAUCUGUCAUAUGGAUAUCUGUUUGCCAAUUCCUUUGACAUGUCAACGUUUUGGUGUAUAUUUGCCAGCACCAAUUUCAUCACCUGAUUUAACUCCUUUAACAAGUCCACUAACAAAUGAUUCUACAAAUCCAGACAAUAAUUCAAAGUAUACUAAUAAUCCUUGUAUUUUACAAAAUGGACGUGAAACCCCUGAAGGUUUUACACUUCCAUAUAAUAAUUUAGAAAACUUAUCCACUAGUGAAUCAGAGACAUCAUUCCUCUCACCUACACCGAUUAAGUUUAUGCAUUCAACGAUUGUAGGUGAUUGUAUAAGAAGAAGUGAAAGUUGUAUUACAAAUGCUAAAUCAUCUAUUGACCUGAGCACAGAUGUGAAUAGAGGAAAAUGUUUCACUUCUAAUAUGAAUAGUUUACCAGCCACACCUACACCAACGGUGUCCAAACAAGGAUUCCCGCUACAUGUUUCUGAGAUAGAAGAGAAUAUUUCCUCCAAUCAAACAUUGGGAUAUACUACUGAAUCAAAUGUACAGUUCGAUACAAUCCCUGGAAAUCUUGAUGUAUUAAAAUGGGAUUAUGCUGGAGAUUUAGCUUCAAAUCACCUGAAUGUUUCAAGAAUUCAUUCACGUUCCAGUCAUUCUUGUCGUCAUUUAAAUUAUAAUGAUUAUGGAGAUUCUGAUAUCAGUGUUGCACUAACCUGGCCAUCAUGUGGUACUGCCUAUUUAUCUUCUACUUCAAAAUACAGUUAUUCUCAUUGUAGAAAGCGUAACUUUACUACAAGAAUCAAUCACGAUGAUCUCUGGUAUGAUGUAUCACGAAAAAAUAAACCUGAUGUACGAACAACGUUGUCGGCGGCAGCGGCGGCGUCAGUAACAGCAGCAGCUUCAACUAGUGUAAUCCAUCAUAGUUCAUUCAUUUCCAGUCCAGAUCCUGAAGAUGAUUUAGUGACCAAUAGUAUCCUACAACCAUUGGAAAAUUCCGACACAGAGUUUAAUCCUAUUCUGCAUAAUCAAUCAUUAAUAACUUUUUCUGAUAAUAUUCACUUAUUUGAAGAACUCGAAAAUGAUCAAGAAGUCAAGAGGAAAUUUAGUCAAUCUAGUCUAAAUGAGCAGAUGACUACAUAUCAUCAUAACAAUAUUGAAGUAAUGCAAAGAAGUGAUUUAUAUCAGAUUUGUUUAAACACAAGUCAAUAUGUUUUAGAGUUGAAAAAUCAUGCUGAUCGUGUAUUGAAAGCUACAUUAGCAGCUGAAAAGUGUCUUCAACAACGUCUUAAUCACUUAUCAAUUAUUAUAGAUAAAAAUGUUGACAAUACAAAUGUAGUAGAGCAUAGUAAAGAGAAAUAUUUGCAAAAUGAACCACUAGAACCAUGUAGUCGAACAACAAUAACUUCUCAAUCGGUUGAAAUUGAUGCUCAAGUUAUUUCAUCUAAUGACUUACGUCUCCAGGAAGAUAAUCGUACAGAUAAUAAUGAAAAGCAGAAAACUUUACGAGAUUGUUCAAUACAAAUCGACUAUACAAUUGCAGAUGGUGUACAUGUCGACGAUAACGAUGAGCAUACUGAGAAAAAGUUACUGACACAUCAGCAACCACGGCAAGAUCAACGGAAUGAUUCAUCCUCAUUAUGGACUACAUCUGUUUCAGAUAGAACUGAAAGUGAUUCCUUCUAUCAAAGAAAACAUCACAAUAAGACAGUAAUAAAACAACAGUUGUCAACUCGGUCAACAAGUUUACCACAGUUACCAAUUGAUAAUAUCAGUGAGAUGGGAACAUUUUCUUGUUUAACUCCAGAGAAUACGAGUUCUGUUGAUGGAGUUAUUCAUACACCUAGACAAGAUCCAACCAAUUAUUCCGCUAUUACUACGAUUACUCCAAUGAAUGCAGAUCUCCAGUAUGAAAUUAGCUGUGAUAUAGAAAUGAAGAGUUGUCAGAGUAGUACUAUUGAAGAUGGAAAUUUCGACAGAGAAAUGUUCACCUGUCGAAGUUCUGAUGCGUAUGAUCAUCUAGUAAUGUUAAACAAUGCUGAGUUAUUAACAAAUGAAACCUCAAUGCCUAUUCUACAACUUGCACAAGAAAUUGGAAAUCGUCAAACAUCAUUUCUAUGUGAAGAAGAAAUAAAAGAAGGUGCAUAUAAAACUGUCAAUAAUCCAACUGGUCACAAUGUACAAUUAGCUAAUACGUCUGUAUCCUCUUACACCUCUGGAAGUCAAAUAAUCACCUCUUGUGACAUGCAACCGAUGGAGGCAUUAGCGUCGUCUUCUUCGGCAUUUCCUACAAUGGAUUUGUGCGAGUAUAUACCUUCACGUUACACUAGUUCCUCUUUAACUGCUUGUCAGUUAUUUACUUCACAUCAAAUUUGUCCGACUAGUGUAUCACAGUGGAACAAUACACCAGUGAACUAUACAGAUAUGAUAUCAAUCAAACAGAAUGUUCAGAAGUCUUCUAUCAAUUCAGUUGAACAGAACUCUGUCAAAGAAGAAGAUCUACUUGAACAAACUGAAUUCAAUGGCAUAUUGAAUAGUACUGCCCAAAAUGUACUUCAUACAACUACGACUAAUAAUUCAUGUCGUGAAACUGUUGUGCCAAUCUGCUGUAAUCGAAAGGAGAGCAGUCAGCCGUCAUCUGUAGCACAUUGUCAUCACAUUCAACCAAUAUUUACGCCUCAUUCUAAGCAAACAGUCGAAUAUUGUACAGUAUCCCUACAAACUAUGAAAAGUCAGAAUAAUGACAAUCAAUCAGAACGAAAACAGCAACAAGCCAAUCGUGAACUUUGUCCGACUAGAGAUAAUUUUUUGUCUACUUCAUCAGUAUUGACAAAUUCUAUUCCGAUCAGAAAACUUCCAUUGGCUCUACAUUCAGAGAUUGAAAGUGAUGUAGACAUCUGCAAAGCCCAGUGUUAUCCCAUAUGUUCAUAUGUUCAAUGUGUUAAUACUAUGGAGAAGUCAAGUACAAGGGCGGGUCAGACAGAAGGUUUAUCCGUUGAAAGUAUCGGUUCUAGUGAUGCGACGUACAGGAUACAACCAGAUGGUCGUAGCUAUUUGAAACCGACAAGGGAAAUCUCUCCUUCAAAUGUAUUUUGUCAAUUGAAUGGAUGUGAACUGAAGCCUUCGACUGUUACUCCAACUGACAAGACAAAGGUGAUUACAGAUUGUCCAACUUAUGGAAUUCAACAACCAGCUAACACUGCAACUAGAUCAACUCUUGUCACUCAGUUGAGAUAUACACUAUUAAAGCAAAAGUUGAAAUUACUACGUGCUCAAGAUGCAUACCACUUAAGACGACGUAUAGUGAAUCAUCUUGAAGAAUUUCUACAUCAAGCAGCUUCAUCAGAGACAUUGACCUUACCGGAUUCAAUGCCAGAUGACUGGGACACAGAUACACCUUCCAUAUUAACAGAUGUAUUCGAAGAAGAUGUCGAUUUGAGUGAACAAUGUGAUAACCAAUCUGUUGGUAAUAAAUCAAACACCAAACAGUCUGCACCACCGCAGAAACAAAACUGGCCAAGAACAAAACCGUCCAUUGACAAAUGUGGUACAUUUACUGACAAGCACUUAGAGAAUGAAGCACAAGUCAGUAAGAAGAGGUUGAUGAAGACAGCAGUGACCACUCAUCACGAUGGUCAUUGUUCCAAUGGGUGUCUAGAAAUGUCUGAAAUAAUUACUCAGAUACCCGACCAUUCAGGAACUACUCAGAUGCAAGUGAACUGUUCAUCUGGGCAUGAAGUUAAUUAUGACAUUGAUAAUCGACGAUUUACUGAGCUGAGGAGACGCGCUGAACAUCAGUUACUCGAAAUGUUGAUGAUGAACACAUUGAAUAUGAAACCGACUGUGUCUAAUUCACAUCGUUCAACUGGAUCAUUGAAAGCUGUAAAGUUUGGCAACAAUUUCUUUCUCAGACAAAAUGAUAUUCAUGAUGUAAAUUGUCAUAGACAUUCUAGUUGUCACUGUUCUGCAGAAAAUGAUGCCAAACAGUGUUGUAUGUCGAAAAGUAUUGUCGCUGACGCGUAUGCUGCAUCAGGUGGGAUAUCUUGGUUUCAACCAUUCUACGGUAGUCAUUGCCAUAAUGUCACGACACAAUCAUCAUCAAGGCAUAAUACAGGGAGAAAACUGAAUAAUAGUAACUGCGUAAUUGCUGCGUCUUCUAUGGAGCACUCAACAACAUGCAACUGUUGUAUUUGUAUGCGUUGUAAAGAUGGAGAAAAUAAAUUGCGUACCGUAAAUUGUUCAGCCUGCCAAUCCUCCCACUAUCUUUUACCAUCGUCAUCCUCGCCAUCAUCAUCAUCAUCAUCACCCAGUAAUCGUGUGUUUGUUAAUCAUGAGGAGGUGAAAAACACGUAUAACUUGAAUGAGAUGUGUAAUUCAAGAGAGCAACAAUUUCAUGAUAAUCAGUCUAUUGAUACAAACUGGAAGGAGUCGGUUGUAAAAGAAGGAGCUGUUGGAAUAGAGAAAAAAGAUCCCUUUGUUCUGAAUAUCUGUUCUUUGUGUACACCUGUGAAUUAUGAACCAACAUCUAAAUAUGCUGCUGAUGGAAUGAAUUAUCAAGUAGUUAAUCAGAAGAAUUCUCCUAGCAUGUUAGCCUAUGAAAUCGGUGAUAAUUUUAUCGCCUAUGAAUGUACAAAUUUACAAACUCAUUUUCGAAACCGAAUGUCUCCAUGGAUAUCACGUUGUGAAGCACGCCAAAAGCGUUUACAUCUAGCCUCUGCUAAACGACGUCAUCAGAAAGCAAUGAAUAUGGAGUGUAAAGACAUUUUUCAUCAAAGAUUACUGGAUCAGUAUACCAAACGACCGAUUGCUUUCCAUUCGACCAAGGUGUAUGUAUGUCAUGCGUGUAGUUGCGAAGGUGGUUCAAGGUGGCGAGAUCUAAGCAAUUGUUGUGUACAUUGUUCCAGACGGUUAAAUAACUGUCAACCAACAUACACAGCUAGAAGUAACGGAAAUAAUUCUUCGAAAACUACUAACUCUCACCGGAGCUUAUUGAACUUUCCAAGUCAGGGAUCUGCUGUCACUGGUCAAUCUACUGGUAGAAGACAAACAGUGAAACGGGAUCGUAAAUCUAAAAUCUGUCAAAAUUAUUUACAAAAUCAACAGUAUAUAGAAGAGAGUAAAUUGGCUCAGUUACGUGUUAAUCGAUUGAGAAUGAAAAUCUACGGUGAAAAAAUUCUGCGUUGUGUACUUCAGCGACGUGGUGCUUGGUCGAUGACAUUUAAAGAGAUCUAGGCGAACUUGAUUUACUCUGAGAAGACUAAUGCUUUAUGUUUUAUGAUAUGUUGAUUGGACGUGUUGUCUCAAAUUCGGAAUAAAUACACCGGUGUUAGCUAUCCUUUUUGUUUCAUGUCUCUAUCCUCUUCUUCUUCUUCUUCUUCUUCUUCUCUAUUGCCGUUCACUUUUUUUAUUCAAUGUUUUGUAAACUUAUUAUAUACGAGGUUCUUUUGUCAUUUUUACUUCCUCAUUGUCAUAGUCUCCUCAUUCCUACUGUUAGUAUUCGGUGACAUGUUCAUCGAUCACAUAACUAACCUCUACGUCAUUUAUUUAUCACUUUCCAUGUGUGUGUGCGUGUGUGUGUGUGUGUUAUAUUAUUGUAUCAUCUUGGAAUUUGUGCUUCUGGGAUGCGAAUGUUUUAUUGCUGGUGAAGAUUUCAUGAAGUUGAAACACUUUGGUGCAAUUAAAUUAUGAUGAUUUCCUUAUGAAUAAUAAAUAAAUAAAUAACCGACGGGUAAAUACAGUUGUUAGUGUAUU
Heterobilharzia americana is the source of this 5807-nucleotide messenger RNA. The record is from the annotation of a GenBank genome assembly. Lineage: Eukaryota; Metazoa; Platyhelminthes; Trematoda; Strigeidida; Schistosomatidae.